This is a messenger RNA of Malus domestica (apple), 2571 nucleotides long. The record is from RefSeq and is a predicted model, not a curated record. NCBI's taxonomy places the organism in Eukaryota, Viridiplantae, Streptophyta, Magnoliopsida, Rosales, Rosaceae.
UCCUCUGUUUCGCCACGUCAGCCGAUCCCACACCAAAACGACGCCGUCUAUAUUCAAAACCGUACUAUGUGCGAUUCGCUUUUCCGAAUGUAACGCUCCCCUACUCUUUCCUUCCCUCGCACGCAAAACUCGCGCUCCCGACCAAAAAAUCCAAGCGCUACGCAGAGAGAGAUUCACACUUCACUUAAACUCUUUAGGGUUUCUGAAUUCGCGCUUGUCAUUCUCUGAUCGAUCAUCUGGAAACCUCCGCAGCCAUAAGUGUUUUAGUUACAUCACCAUGUUCAGUCAGCAAGGCAGUAAUCAUUUUGCGCGUAUGGAAACAAAGUUUGAAUCUUUGCUGCAGGAACUGCAGAAAAUAUGGGAUGAAGUUGGAGUGCCUGAUGUCGAAAGGGAUGCAAUGUUUCUAAAAAUCGAACAAGAGUGUAUGGAGGUAUCUAGGAGAAAAGUUGACGAGGCAAAAAAAUGUAAAGCUCAGCUUCUGCAAAAAAUUGCUAAUCACAAAGUAGAGCUUGUAGACAUAUGUGCUGCAUUGGGAGAGCAGCCACAACAACUUGAUCAAAGGGCCAGUGGAAGUUUGAAGAAAGAGCUUGAAACCAUUAUCCAACAACUAGAGGACAUGAAGAUGCGGAAAAUGGAAAGAAGGAAUGAAUUCUUUGUUGUCUUAGAUCAAUUACAGAAAAUUUCGAAUGCAAUAGGCAAAUGCAUGAAAGACAGUCUGUACAAAAAGGUAGUGGAAGAGACUGACUUGUCCUUGAAGAGACUUGAAGAAUUGCGUAGACGGCUGCUUGAAUAUCAAGAUGAGAAGAGAAACCGUUUGAAUCUGGUAAUGGACCACCUAAACAUAAUAAGCUCACUCAGCUUGGUUCUCGGUAUGGAUUUUAAGCAAACAAUUCAUGAAAUCCACCCCACUUUGAUUGAUUCUGAGGGAGCAAAGGACAUAAGCAACAAUACAAUUGAUAGCUUGGGUAACUCGAUACAAAGGUUGAGAAAGCUCAAGAAUCAGAGAUGGCAGAGGCUCCAAGAUCAUGCAAGUGCUCUGUUGGAACUGUGGAAUCUGAUGGAUACACCAAUAGAGGAACAAAAUAAAUUUCAGAAUGUAACUAGUCAUAUAACUGCUUUAGAAUCUGAAAUCACUGGGCCUAACAUGCUGUCUACAGACGUUCUAAAUCAUGUUGAGGCAGAAGUGUCAAGGUUGCAGCAGCUCAAAUCAAGUAAGCUAAAAGAGAUUAGUCAGAAAAAGAAGUUGGAACUGGAGGAGAUAUGCAAGCGGUCUCAUAUGGUUGCAGAAACAUUUAGUGCAAUGGAACACUCAAUUGAAGCAGCAGAGUCUGGAACUGCGGACACUGCAUGCCUGUUGGAACAGAUUGAUCUCCAAAUCACAAGGGCAAAAGAGGAAGCUUCAAGCAGGAAAGAAAUACUAGAAAAGGUUGAGAAGUGGUUGGCUGCGCGUCAAGAAGAAUGUUGGCUGGAGGAGUACAACAGGGAUGAAAACCGCUAUAAUGCAGGGAGAGGAGCCCAUCUUACAUUGAAACGUGCAGAGAAAGCUCGUGCUUUGGUAAACAAAAUUCCAGGGAUGUUGGAAGCAUUGACUUCAAAAGCCACAGCUUGGGAAAGAGAAAGAGGAACUGAAUUCUUGUAUGAUGGUGGCAAACUUCUUUCAAUGCUCAAUCAGUACAGCACCUUAAGGCAGGAGAAAGAGCAAGAAAAGCAGAGACAGAGAGGGCUGGUGCUAGUUGAGCAGGAAGCAUUUUAUGGGUCAAAACGUAGUCCAUCCAAGAGUGGAAAGAAGGCUUCCAAUAGAAAAAUGUCCCUAGGUGGAGCAUUAAUCCGAAGCCAAAAGUAUGAAAAAGUUACUCCGCCUUUACACCCUACAAAGAAGGGUGACUUUCUCCAUCGAAGUAGCUCUCGCCAGCAAUACAGUGAAGUGGAAGCUCCAUCCUUUGGAAGGAGAACCUCAGAGAUCUAUGGUCAUUCAGUGAAGAAGCGCCCAACGAGUGCUGCAAAGGCUCUUGAAAUGGAAUCCCCAUUGAUCCGGAAACCGCUCUCUCCUGUCUAUUCUGAAGUGUCAUCUAUGGCCAACAUUGCAAAUUACUUUGAAGGUCAGAAGAAACAACAGGAGACAAACAUCCAAGCAAGCCAUCUUUUUAGUGAAAAGCCAAUCAUGACUCCUUCCAAGCCGAAAAACGUGGGUGAUGAUGCAGAGAAUAGAACCCCAAAGACGAAGCCAAUUCCAGUACCUCCAACUCCUUCAACAAUAUCAGUUCAUAUGCUGACGGCCAUGACACCAGCCACACCUUUCACUUCUGGUGAUUACAAGAUUGAGAAAGCUGAUCAACGACUUGAGUACUCGUUCGAGGAGGUGAGAGCAAUUAGAUAUGAACUUUGUAGCAAGUGAAUCGACUAACACGUCUUGCCGAUAUAAUAAACUCUGUUGUCACUGUGUUUUGAAAGGCCGGGAAGGCUUCCUUUGAUGAAAUAUUCUGUUUCUUUCGAUAUUUUGAAAUUAAAACUGUGAUAUAUUUCUCAUAGAAAAAAAAAUUUAUAUAUGCAUGUUGUACGUUUGUGGUCAAA